GCAACAAGACACAGUUACUACAAAAGAAGUUUCCUGUAUCAGGGAGAAAUUUAAAACUUUUGACAUGCCAACAGGCCCAACACUUAAAAAAAUGUCUUAAUAGGCGUACAUAUGUAUCUCCUUUGUGGAUUCAAUAGAAAGAUAAGGAAUUAGUUUAUGUUGUACAUAUGUAUUGCUGUCUUAUAAUAUGUUUGCUAAAUAAGAAUUAAUAUUAGUGAGCAGAAUACAGGAUUCACUAGCUGCUCUCACCUCCAUUACCCUCUCUCUUUGUGCCUAGCGAUUCUUAAAUAUGGAGUAGAGUUCGAGUCUACCAAGUACAAGGGGUAAUAAUACUUAAGAGGUGCUUUGACUGAUGAUAUCCUUGUAGGAUCAACUUCCUACUUGCUGGAAAAAAAAAAAAAAAAAUCUCCCAAUUGGUGUAGGCUUUCUAUGCUUAUUGUUUAGUUGCAUAUUGCAAUACAUGCAUAGACUGCUAUAACUAGGACGCAGUGGUGCAGCGACAAAGACAUAUAGAUACCAAACGAACAGAGAGCAAUAGAGAAUAAUCUGAGAGUUUGAGAGAAAAUUCUUCAAUGCCUCUGAAGAAGGAAAAUGCUCCCCAAGCCUCAUUGAAGCCCACCAAGAAGAAGAACAAGAAGAACAAGAAGAAGUGGAGCAAAGGAAAGCAACUAGAGAAGGCCAACAGCAUGGUGCUCUUUGACCAGGCCACCUACGACAAGCUCCUGUUUGAGGUUCCCAAGUUCAAGCUCAACAUACCAUUCAUUCUAUCCGAUAGUCUCAGGAUCACUGGGUCUCUGGCAAGGAGAGCAACCAAGGAGUUGAUGGCUCGUGGCUCAAUCAGGAUGGUGUCUGCUCAUGUGAACCGGCAGAUCUACACCAGGGCAACCAACUCCUAAAUCUCCCCUUUGACUUUAUGAACAUGGUUUUUAUUUACUGUUAUGUCGUUUUAGGAUUUAAAUUAGCUUGGCCUAACUUUCUAAAAGGGAUUUCUAGGCUAUAUCUGUUUCUAAUGGAGUUAGUUUCUACUUGUACAUGCAUUACUUUUUUUGGCAUUCUAAAUUU
Messenger RNA from Rosa chinensis, 1062 nucleotides. RefSeq names its product 40S ribosomal protein S25-3-like. The coding region runs from base 573 to 896 and encodes 107 amino acids. The record is from RefSeq and is a predicted model, not a curated record. Gene Ontology annotation, cellular component: cytosolic small ribosomal subunit. Lineage: Eukaryota; Viridiplantae; Streptophyta; Magnoliopsida; Rosales; Rosaceae. Gene Ontology annotation, molecular function: structural constituent of ribosome. The transcript has a single exon.